Episyrphus balteatus (marmalade hoverfly) is the source of this 3101-nucleotide messenger RNA. RefSeq lists its product as uncharacterized. The record is from RefSeq and is a predicted model, not a curated record. Gene Ontology annotation, biological process: regulation of transcription by RNA polymerase II. The coding region runs from base 165 to 2828 and encodes 887 amino acids. Gene Ontology annotation, cellular component: nucleus. The transcript has 4 exons. NCBI's taxonomy places the organism in Eukaryota, Metazoa, Arthropoda, Insecta, Diptera, Syrphidae.
CACAGUGCUUGAUCGAUUUUUAUUUGUCAUUUUCCACAAUCGUAGUUUUUUUUUCAGACCACAAAAAAAAAAAAAAUAAUAAAAAACUAUAUUGCGAUAGUGUGAAUAAUUUAUAAAAAAAAUUCCUUAAACUUAUAUCAAUCUGGCUUGAUCUUCACAACAAAAUGUCGGAAGUAAUAAAAAUGGAAAAGUGUGAUUUAAUAAUGGAAUCAAUUCCUUUGCUCACUUCGUGCUCAUAUCUCGUGGAAAGAAUUAAAACUGAGGACGGCCCGAUAUCGACUGUCGCUGCCUCCUCCACUUUUACCCCCUCUGACACUUAUUCACUAUCGUCAUUUCUAGCAAAUGACAACGAUCAAGCAACUUUAGAAAAUAUAGAAAACUUGGAAAAUUCCGAUCUGAUCAGUAGCAGCAACACGAGCAGUGAUGUCCACUCAAGUGACUCAGCAUUCGAGAGUUUCCAGAUCAGCAGCAAUGACGACAACAACGGCCUUUUGGUACUUGAUGUUGCCGAUCUAGAUCUCGACCAUGAUCACCAUCAUCAACUGUCACAGAGUAAUAGUGAACCAUCAGAGCUUCUAGGUCGUUAUAGAUGCAAUUAUGAAAAUUGUACAAGGAGCUAUAGCACAAUUGGAAAUUUGCGAACACAUCUUAAGACUCAUCGAGGAGACUAUCGCUUUAAAUGCAACGAAGAAGGAUGUGGAAAAGCUUUUUUGACGUCAUAUAGUCUGAAGAUUCAUAUCCGUGUUCAUACCAAGAUAAAGCCAUAUGAAUGUGAAGUUGUAGGAUGUGACAAAGCAUUCAAUACAAGAUACAGAUUACAUGCUCACUUGCGUCUUCACAAUGGAAAAACAUUUAACUGUGAGCAAUGUCAAAAGUGUUUCACAACUUUGAGCGACCUUAAGAAGCAUAUGCGCACACAUACUCAAGAGCGUCCAUAUCGUUGUCCUGAAGACACCUGUGGAAAGGCGUUCACAGCUUCGCAUCAUUUGAAAACUCACAUUCGUACACACACCGGAGAAAGACCAUAUCCUUGUCAGGAAAACAGUUGCCAAAAAUCCUUCAGCACUUCACAUAGCCUAAAGUCACAUAAAAAAACGCACCAAAGACAAACAGAACCACGAAAGAUGCGCAAACGCAAGUCAAAGCGUUGCAAUAGUCCAAAUAGCCUUACACACUCGUGCUCACAAAGUGAGAACGAGAGUAGUGGCUUUAUCGAUGAUAGUCUUACAAAUGAGUCAAAGGAAGGAUUUGCAACUCAAAUUAAAACUGAAUCGAUUGUUUUCCAACAGCCACAAUCAACUGAAGAGGGAGAAAAUAAAUCCCAACCAAUGGAUGAAACACUCUAUGCUCCUAAAAAAACUUCACAAGCUAUUCAAUUGGCUUAUGCAUCUGAAGAAGAAAUUCCAAUGCCAUGGUUUGAUACAGGCGUACUUGCUUCAAAACCAAUAGUUCCAAUGGCCAGAGUUACUCCAGCUUGUGUUGCACUUCCAACAGCACUACCUAGUUUUGUUGAUCUACCAAUAUCAAAUUCGAACAUAGCUCCUACAACAGUUCUUCCUCCAGAGAAACUAGAUAUUAUGCGUAUGGAAUCACAAUUGCCAUAUCAAACAUCUACGAAUUCAAUGGAAGAUAUUAAAAUGGACGAAGCAAAUGCAAUUAGUGGUUUUGAAAUGAACAACAUGCAGCCACAAGCUGUCGAGGUUACAUAUAUGGAUGCUCCUCCAGCAGAUUAUGGUACCAUUAAUAACAACAACAACCAAAAUAAUCAAUCAACUAAUAUGGACAUUGACUCUUACUUUGUUCAGUUUGAUCAUUCCAAUCAUAAUACAAAUUCUGUUGCUGUUCCAACGGCUGAAGCAAACGGAUAUGCAAAUUCAACGGACAAUCUUGAGUCACUCUUAAACGAAACUGUACCAUCUGAAUCAUCAUAUCCACAGCCAGAUCUCGAAACUGAAUCAUUGCUGAAUGACAUUUUGAUGGCUAUCGAAGGUAACCAGAAGGAAUUCCCAGCCGAAGAAGAGCAGAAUGCUCCUGAAAAGCCAACAACUUUGAAACAAAUAACAGCCGAUGCUGGAAUUUGCAGUUGUACCAAUUGCAAAUGCGAUCAAACUCUAGGGUGCCAGGGUGGAUGUUCUAAUGAGAAGGCAUGCCAUCGUAAGAAGUCUACAAAAUGUUCUGACAAAGCUCAGGCAGAUACAACUUCUAAACUAACUUCAAAUUGCUGUCAAACCAAAAAACCCGAACCACCUCAAACCAAAGGGUGUUGUGGUGAGAAAAAACCCGAGUUCAAUGAGCCACCACCGGCUGCAACUGGUGGAUGUUGUGGGGAUAAGAAAUCCCAAGUUAAUCAAAAUAUUGAAGAUGUGGCUUUGUUGAUUCAAAACCUCGCUUCAAUGGGAACCGGAGGAGGUGGUUGCUGCUCUACAAACCCAGCACCGAUUGAAACAGUUGGAGGUGGUUGCUGCUCUACAAAACCAGCACCGAUCGAAACAGUUGGAGGUGGUUGCUGUUCUACAAAACCAGCAUCUCCACCGAAGCAAUGCGGAGGUGCUUCAAACUGUGUUCCGAUGGCACCUCCAACUGUGAAACCAUCUUCAGGUUGUUGCUCCAAAAAAGCUCCGAAAGAAACUACCACUCCAAAAGUGACAGAAGUUACGAAGAAUUCAUCAUGCACUUGCAAAUCUCCAGCCGAAGGAGUCGCAAAUGGCUGUUGCGUUGUCAUAUGCAUGAAGACACUUCAAGCUCUUCGAAGAUUACUCACUCGCAAAAACAUUAAUCUUAUGUUGUGCCCCAAUCAGGGUCAAGCAAGUGGUGUAGCAUCGAAGUAAGAUUUUUAAAAAUUCAUCUGUAAUAGCGACGAACCAAAGAACAAAGUGCAUACUAACAAUAUUACACUAAAACCUACGAUCAAUGACCAGUUAAGAUAACCAACAAAUAUGUGCAUUUUAAUGCUUUACUUUGUCUAUUUCUUCCUAAGAAAUUUGUAUUUUUUACUUCUUUAUUUUUUUGUUUUGUUUUAUUAAAUUAGAUUUUUUAUUUGUUGUUAUGCUAUUAAGCCAAAUCAAAUAGUUUAUAAAUAUAAACAUGCCGUUAUUAUGCUU